Aspergillus tanneri is the source of this 3594-nucleotide messenger RNA. RefSeq names its product putative DUF221 domain protein. Gene Ontology annotation, cellular component: plasma membrane. The transcript is spliced from 3 exons. NCBI's taxonomy places the organism in Eukaryota, Fungi, Ascomycota, Eurotiomycetes, Eurotiales, Aspergillaceae. The record is from RefSeq and is a predicted model, not a curated record. Bases 1 to 3594 code for a protein of 1197 amino acids. Gene Ontology annotation, molecular function: calcium-activated cation channel activity.
AUGCCUAACGACCUAGAGGAGGCGUUGAAACACGCAGGUGGGACGGGAAAACAGAGUGAGGGUAUCUCGAUCAAUACCUUCCUGGCGUCUCUGGCCACUGCGAUUAUCAUUUUUGCUGUUGAAGUCAUCCUAUUUUUGCUUCUCAAGGGGAAACUUACACGUAUCUAUCAGCCAAGAACGUAUCUGGUUCCUGAUCGAGAACGUACUGCACCCUCCCCACCGGGCCUGUUUCGAUGGAUCGGGCCGGUGUUUCGCACUUCCAGCUCUGAGUUUAUUCAAAAAUGCGGCUUGGAUGCCUAUUUCUUCUUGCGCUAUCUGCGCAUGCUUCUGAAGAUAUUCGUGCCACUGGGGUGCAUCCUGCUACCCGUCCUUCUACCGUUAAAUAAAGUGAAUGGGAAAAACCGGAGUUUCAAGAACGGGACCAUAGGUGGAGAUAGGUGGAAUAUCACAGGCCUCGACCAACUGGCUUGGGGAAAUGUAGCCCCCGAGAAUACAAAUCGUUACUGGGGACACUUGAUUACGGCCAUAAUCGUCAUUGUUUAUGUCUGCGCUGUAUUUUUUGAUGAGCUCCGAGGCUACAUCCGCCUACGACAGGCGUAUUUGACUUCUCCGCAACACCGACUUCGUGCAUCUGCAACGACGGUGUUGGUGACUGCAAUUCCAGAAAGCUGGCUUUCUGUGGAAGCUCUUGAGACGCUGUUUGACGUCUUCCCGGGUGGAAUCCGCAAUAUUUGGAUCAAUCGCAAUUUCGACGACCUCAACGAAAAGGUGAAAGAGCGGGAUGAUAUCGCCUUAAAACUCGAGGUUGCCGAGACCGAGUUGAUUAUCAAAUGCAAAAAGGCACAGCUAAAGAGGGAAAAGUCCGAAGCGAAGAAGGCAGGCAAGGAGGGAAAGGCUAUAAACAAACAGGAGAGAGAGAAAGCCGAUCGAAAAGCUUCUCAGUUGGCGAUGGGUGCCGGUGUCAGUUCCGGCGACCCACACCAGGCUCAUACCCUCGAUCAAAUUUUGCACCCUGAGAACCCAGCACAGCAUGAAGAUGAACCUGGAAAAUGGAGACGACUCAAUCCCCUCGAUCCGGCCAUGGAAGCUGCGGGCGCGUUCAGCCAGGGGGUGGGCAAGCUGGGCAAAUCCGUUUUAAGCGGUUUUAAGAAAGUUGAGGACAGUGUAGAUGGAACAUUGACUCGAUCGGGAGGUUAUGUGCCGGAGGAUAACACGCUCGCGGCGAUUGAAAACAGUUCACUUGCGGCAGGUGGUAAUGAACGUCGCGAGUCCCUCUCAAACGAUCCCCGUGGAAAUGCAGAAGAUGAGAGUGGAGCACACCCUUCCCAAAUGAUCACACAAAGCGCAACUGGGGUUUCAGGCUCGGGAUCGAAACCCAAAAGGCCGUUUUGGAAAAGCGGAGUGUCGAACAAUUCCAGAAUGAGCAGCAAAGCUGAGCCGGAUGAAUUUCCUCUAACGGGUCCGGAAAGUCCGGUGGAUGCGGAUGUGAUGUCUGAGGCUUGUCCGAGCUCUUCUACCGCGGCGAGAGCGAAAGCCAAAGGAGGUAAUCAAGAAGGUCGAAAAGAAGGGGAUAAGGUAGAAGGGGAAGAGUACCCGAUUGCUUACAACGAAGGAUUCGACAACGAAGACUUCGGAGAGCCUAUGUGGAAGAAGUACAUCAAAGAAAAGGAUCGGGAUACCAUGCGAUUGCCCAUUUUUGGCCUGCGCUGGAUGCCCUCGCUUUGGCUUAUGGGCAGGAAAGUUGACACCAUUGAUUAUUGUCGCAAAGAGCUGGCUCGGCUGAAUUUGGAAAUCGAAGUUGAUCAGCAACAUGCGGAGAAAUUUCCCCUUAUGAACUCCGCGUUCAUCCAGUUCAACCACCAGGUCGCUGCACAUAUGGCUUGUCAAGCGGUCAGUCACCACGUUCCAAAGCAAAUGGCUCCACGCAUUGUGGAGAUCUCGCCAGACGACGUAAUAUGGGACAAUAUGUCUAUCCGGUGGUGGGAGCGCUACCUCCGGACAUUUGGAAUCCUGACCGUUGUCUGUGCCAUGGUGGUUGGCUGGGCAUUUCCGGUGGCGUUUACAGGUUUGCUCUCUCAGUUGUCAUAUUUGGAGGAUGCGUUCACUUGGCUAUCUUGGAUCUCGAAACUACCGGAAUGGCUUAUCUCGGCCGUCCAGGGUAUCCUACCUGCAUUGUUUUUGGCAAUUCUCAUGGCGCUAUUGCCUCUAAUCCUUCGGUUCCUCUGCCGGGCUCAAGGACUCCACACGGGCAUGGCCGUGGAGCUUACCGUCCAACAUUAUUAUUUUGCCUUCUUGUUCGUGCAGCUCUUCCUGGUUGUGGCAAUUUCGUCAAGUUUUUCUACCAUCAUCAAUAACGUCACGAACGUCACCAGCUGGCCUGAACUCCUGGCACAGCAUAUCCCCUUAUCCAGCAACUACUUCUUCUCCUACAUGAUUCUACAAGCCAUGUCGGUGAGCGCCGGAGCUCUUGUCCAGAUUGUCAAUCUAGUAAGCUGGUUCGUUCUUGCACCAUUCUUGGAUACCACUGCCAGGAGAAAAUGGGCGCGGACCACGAACCUGAACCAGGUACAAUGGGGCACAUUUUUCCCGGUGUACACUACUUUGGCAUCAAUUGGGUUGAUAUACUGCGUCAUUUCGCCUCUCAUUCUCCUGUUUAACGUGAUCACGUUCGGUUUGUUUUGGUUCGUCUACCGAUAUAACACGCUCUAUGUCACGAAAUUCCGCUUCGAUACUGGCGGCCUGCUCUUCCCUCAAGCCAUCAAUCAACUGUUCACAGGCAUCUAUGUGAUGGAGGUUUCCUUGAUUGGCCUGUUCUUCUUAGUGCGAGAUGUGCAGGGCACUGUUGCUUGUAAAGGGCAGGCAAUCUGUAUGAUUGUGGUCCUCAUACUUACCGUUGGGUACCAAUAUUUGUUAAAUGAAGCUUUCGGCCCCUUAAUUCGUUAUCUGCCCAUAACUUUGGAGGACGACGCAGUCCGCCGAGAUGAGGAAUUUGAACGGGCCCAGAGAGCUCGACUAGGCUUACCCAUUGACGAAGAUGAGACGGACCCAGUCGCGCAUGCUGAUGGGAUGUCCCACGAUAUCGAGCUGAAAAAAAUCGGACUUCGCAGGGAGGGACAGAAAUCGGCGCAUGCAAAUAAACGAGCUGGAAUGGGACCCAAACGUCCGUCUUGGAUUCAUCGAUCCGCAAAACGGCGGUCGAGCUAUUAUGGAACUCAGUCAGCAAGCGCUGUUCCUAGUGUGCAGCGUAUGCGUGAGAAAAUCGCCCACGAUGCCGAAGCCCAGGGCCCGGCAACGGGGUCUACGGGGCAAGCAAUAUUUGCCGGGAUUCAUGACGAGCUGGAGGACCUCACGCCAGACGAGCGUGACCAGCUCGUUCAACGUGCUUUCCAACACGAGGCCCUGAGGGCGAAACGUCCUGUGGUAUGGAUCCCGCGGGAUGAUCUCGGGGUCAGCGAUGAUGAAGUCUAUCGUACCCAGCGAUUUAGCAAGCAUGUAUGGAUUAGCAACGAGUAUCAAGCUUUGGAUGGCAAGUGCCGCCCGAUCUUUAGCCGCAGUCCGCCGGAUUUCUCGCAAGUUGAUCUGAUUCAGUUGUAG